AUGGCGAGCUCCAAGGAUUGCCCGUCUGGGAAGCGCCGCUACCGCCUGGAGGGUCACCUUUUCGAGGUGGACGAGCGAUACGAGUGCAUCAGACUUGUAGGCAAAGGCGCUUUCGGAGUGGUCUGUGCGGCGAAGGACGUGAGGACGGGUGCAGAAGUCGCCAUAAAAAAGAUCAUCAAUGCGACGGAAAAUAAGUUGGAAGCGCAGAGGACAGUGAGAGAACUGCGCAUCAUGAAAAAUCUAAAGCACGACAACAUCAUCGGCAUCAAAGACGUAAUGAGACCGGCAGACAAGGGUUUUCAUGACGUCUACAUAGUCACAGAGCUCAUGGACAUUGACUUGCACAGAGCGAUGAGGACGCUGGCCAUAAGCGGGGAACACGUCAGGAUCCUCGUCCAUCAGCUGCUGAAAGGGGUCCAGUACAUGCACGAAAGAGGGGUGAUCCACAGGGACCUGAAACCCUCCAACUGCCUGAUCAACUACGACAGCACCUUGAAGAUCUGCGACCUAGGCCUGGCACGGAACCAGAAUCUCUAUGGGCCGAUGACGGAAUACGUCGUCACCAGGUGGUAUCGGGCGCCAGAGCUGCUCAUCUCGCAGGACAUGUAUGGGCCGGAGAUCGAUAUCUGGGCGGUGGGUUGCAUCUUUGGGGAGUUGCUUGCUGGGUCAGUCCUUUUCCCUGGGAAAAACUACCUGGAACAGCUGCGCUUGAUCGUGAGGUUCGUGGGAACCCCCUUGGAAGAGGACCUCGAGUUCGUGGGGAACGAUAGAGCCAAGGCUUACAUCUGGGAUCUAGCUCCCCACUCUGCCGGUGUUUCGCUGGAGGCCCGUUUCCCCAGUGCUUCCGCGGAGGCACGUGACCUGCUCGAGCAGCUGCUUCGAUUCGACCCGUCCAAGAGGAUUACGGCCAAGGAAGCGUUGAGGCACCCUUACUUCGGGGACGCCCGGACCGACACCGACUGCGGAGAGGAGAUGACGACCGACUACUACGAAGACUCCACGGUGGAGGUCACAGAACGGAACAUCAGAGCAGUCCUCCUGAAGGAGAUCAAAGAAUUUCAUAGUUCAGGAGAAGAGGAAAGCGCCAAGCGCAGGCGCAUACUCUAG
Molecule: messenger RNA, 1107 nt
Organism: Klebsormidium nitens
Lineage: Eukaryota; Viridiplantae; Streptophyta; Klebsormidiophyceae; Klebsormidiales; Klebsormidiaceae
Source: the annotation of a GenBank genome assembly